Molecule: messenger RNA, 501 nt
Organism: Cooperia oncophora
Lineage: Eukaryota; Metazoa; Nematoda; Chromadorea; Rhabditida; Trichostrongylidae
Source: the annotation of a GenBank genome assembly
AUGAGCCUUUUUUGCUGGGUAUUAUUAGUGGCGAUCUCACUAUAUUCUGCUGAUGCCUACAAAUUCCUGGUCUUCUCUCCCAUAUACGGUUACUCGCACACUAACUUCAUGGGCACCCUUGCUGAUACCCUAACGGAAGCUGGACAUGACGUGACCGUAUUGAUGCCAAUAUUGGAUGAGGAACAGAAAAAUAAAACUGGAGUGAAGUUAACCAAAAAAGUCAUAAAAACCCCACCGGAUCCGCGUAAUCACGUCAUGGCACAACACAAGAAUGAUAUAUUGGGCAAAAUGUGGACAUUGGAACCAUCCAUUUUCGGAGUUCUUCAGAUGUCAAAGAACAUGACAACAAUCUACGUCAAUCAGUGCGAAGGAAUCUUCGAGGUCCUAAAAAUUCCGGCUUCGAUCGCCACAAGGGCUUCUGCGCAUUCGGACAGCAUUUCAAAAGGCAUCGGUGAACCAGUGGUUCCUAGCUAUGUACCUGGUGAGAUAAUUCCCGACUGA